GGACACCUCGGGGGCUGGCUGAGUGUCCCUGUGCCGCUGGAGCUGUCCCCGAGGCCGCGCCUCUGCCAUGGCAUCGCCGGGCACAGAGUCCUGAAGGUGCCCCCAUCCUGCUGCCGGCCAAGAUGGGAACCUCCGGGAAAACUUAGGCUGCCAAAAUCGCCCGGGGACGGGGGAAAAAGGAUCCAUGUGAGCCUUGUGGCGACUCGUCGGCGCUGGCUGGCCGUGAGAGCCGAGCAUGACCGCGUGCCAGCACCCCAUGGCGCCCGGGGCCCUGGAGCGGGACCGGCUGUACCAGCACAAGGUGUCCCUGGUGGUGCGCUACUUCAUGAUCCCCUGCAACAUCUGCCUCAUCCUGCUGGCCACCUCCACGCUGGGAUUCGCCGUGCUGCUCUUCCUCAAUAACUACAAACCCAACAGUUACUUCACGCAGACGCCAACGCCGCCGCGGGAUGGCUGCCGGGGGAUGCUGUGUGGCUUCGGGGCCGUGUGCGAGCGCAGCCCCUCGGAGCCGGGCCAGGCCUCGUGCGUGUGCCGGAAGGGUCCCUGCGCCCCCGUGGUGGCCCCGGUGUGUGGCUCCGACCACUCCACCUACAGCAACGAGUGCGAGCUGGACAGGGCCCAGUGCAACCAGCAGAGGAGGAUCAAGGUGGUCAGCAAGGGCCCCUGCGGCUCCAAGGACCCCUGCGCAGAGGUGACGUGCAGCUUUGGCAGCACCUGUGUCCCCUCCCCUGACGGCCAGGUGGCCAAGUGCGUGUGUCCCUCGUCGUGCAGCGGCGUCCCCGAGAGCCCCGUGUGCGGCAGCGACGGCCGCGACUACCGCAGCCAGUGCCACCUCAACAAGCACGCCUGCGACAAGCAGGAGAACGUCUUCAAGAAGUUCGAUGGCCCCUGCGACCCGUGCCAGGGCGUGCCGAGCGAGCCGAGCCGCGUGUGCCGCGUGAACCCGCGGACGCGGCGGGCGGAGCUGCUGCCCCGGCCCGAGGGCUGUCCCCCGGGCAGGGACCCGGUGUGCGGCGACGACGGUGUCACCUACGAGAGCGAGUGCGCCAUGGGGCGCUCCGCGGCCAUCCGGGGCAUGGACAUCCAGAAGGUGCGCUCGGGGCAGUGCCAGCAGCAGGACCAGUGCAAGGACGAGUGCAAGUUCAACGCCGUGUGCCUGAACCGGCGCGGGGCCGCGCGCUGCUCCUGCGACCGCAUCGCCUGCGACGGCGCCUUCCGGCCCCUGUGCGGCCGCGACGGCCGCACCUACGGCAGCGACUGCCAGCGGCGCCGCGCCGAGUGCCUGCAGCAGGCCAGCGUCCCCGUGCGCCACGGCGGGCCCUGCGACCUGGGCACGCCCAGCCCCUGCCUGAGCGUGGAGUGCGCCUUCGGGGCCACGUGCGCGGUGAAGAACCAGGAGGCCGUGUGCGAGUGCCAGCAGCAGUGCCAGGGCCGCUACGACCCCGUGUGCGGCACCGACCAGCGCACCUACGGCAACCCCUGCGAGCUGCGCGCCAUGGCCUGCCUGCUCCAGAGGGACAUCGGCCUCCGCCACAAGGGGCCCUGCGAGCCCUGCGGCGAGUGCCACUUCGGUGCCAUCUGCGAGGCGGAGAGCGGGCGCUGCGUGUGCCCCACCGAGUGCGUGCCCUCGGCGCAGCCCGUCUGCGGCACCGACGGCAACACCUACGGCAGCGAGUGCGAGCUGCACGUCCGAGCCUGCACCCAGCAGAAGAACAUCCUGGUGGCCGCCCAGGGCCACUGCAAGUCGUGUGGCAGCUCCGUGUGCUCCUUUGGUAGCCGCUGUGUGGGUGGGCAGUGCCUGUGCCCGCGCUGCGAGCGCCAGCCCCCGGCCCCGGUGUGCGGCACCGACGGCGUCACCUACGACAGCCCCUGCCAGCUGCGGGUGGCCUCGUGCCAGCUGCAGAAGAGCAUCGAGGUGGCCACCACGGGACCCUGUGAGGACGAGUGUGGCUCGGGGGGCUCCGGCUCGGGGGACGGCAGCGAGUGCGAGCAGGAGCGGUGCCGGCAGUUCGGGGGCUGGUGGGACGAGGACGCCGAGGACGAGCCCUGCGUGUGUGACUUCACCUGCGUGGCCGUGCCCCGCAGCCCGGUGUGCGGCUCUGACGGGGUCACCUACGCCAACGAGUGCCAGCUGAGGAAGACGCGGUGCGAGAAACGCCAGGAGCUCUUUGUCGCCAGCCAAGGAGCCUGUCGGGCCCUGGCCACCACCCCGCCACCCCUGCUGGUCGUGCACUGCAGCCAGACCGUCUACGGCUGCUGCCCCGACAACGUCACCCUGGCGCUGGGCGUGGGAGCGGCCGGAUGUCCCAGCACGUGCCAGUGCAACCCCUACGGCUCCUACGGUGGCUCCUGCGACCCGGGCACGGGCCAGUGCUCCUGCAAGCCCGGCGUGGGCGGCCUCAAGUGCGACCGCUGCGAGCCCGGCUUCUGGAACUUCCGCGGCAUCGUCACCGACGGCCGCAGCGGCUGCACGCCGUGCGGCUGUGACCCCGUGGGCUCGGUGCGGGACGACUGCGAGCAGAUGUCGGGGCUGUGCUCCUGCAGGACGGGCAUCACGGGCAUGAAGUGCACGCAGUGCCCCGCGGGCAGCCGGCUGGGCACCGCGGGCUGCGAGGAGGACCCCUCGGCCCCCCGGUCCUGCGAGGAGCUGAGCUGUGACUUCGGGGCCUCGUGCGUGGAGCUGAACGGCUUCGCCCACUGCGAGUGCCCGUCCCCGCUGUGCCCCGAGGCCAACGCCACCAAGGUGUGUGGCUCUGAUGGUGUCACCUAUGGGGACCAGUGCCAGCUGCGGACCAUCGCCUGCAGGCAGGGCCAGCGCAUCACGGUCAAGCACGUGGGGCAGUGCCACGAGUCCGUCACCCACGCGAGCCCCCCGGUGCCCCCCACGCCGCUGCCCACGCUGCCCCCGGACCGACUCCUGCUGCCCGCGCCCCCUCGGGCCACCACGCGAGCCCCGGUGGCCACCGGCUCGCCGCCGCCGCAAGCCAAGCCCACAGAACGAAGCCACCCCGCCACAAGGCGUGUGACAACGGCCAGGCCGGCCACCACGCCCUGGGUGACCCACGGCGUGCACAGAGCCACCGUCCGCCCGCUGGCCACCGUGCCCGUGGUGGUGGCCACCGGCCUGCCGGGCUACGGCGAGUCCGGCAGCGCCGAGGGCAGCGGGGACCAGGACAUGGGGACCAGUGGUGACCAGGAGUCCAGCGGGGCGGGAUCUGCCGGUGAGGAGGAGCCUGACGAGGGCCAGGUGACAGCCACGCCUGCCAUCGAGAGGGCCACGUGCUACAACAGCGCCCUGGGCUGCUGCUCCGACGGCAGAACCGCGGCGGCCGACGCCGAGGGGAGCAACUGCCCCGCCACCAAAGUGUUCCAAGGGGUGCUGAUCCUGGAGGAGGUGGAGGGCCAGGAGCUGUUCUACACCCCGGAGAUGGCCGACCCCAAAUCCGAGCUCUUCGGGGAGACGGCGCGGAGCAUCGAGAGCGCGCUGGAUGAGCUGUUCCGGGGCUCUGACGUCAGGAGGGAUUUCAGGAGCGUCCGCGUGCGGGACCUGGGCCAGAGCAGCGCCGUCAGGGUCAUCGUGGAGGCCCACUUCGACCCGGCCACGUCCUACACGCCCACCGACAUCCAGGGGGCCCUGCUGAAGCAGCUCCGAGCUUCCAAGAGAAAAACCAUCCUGGUGAAGAAGCCCCAGCAGGAGCACAUCAAAUUCAUGGAUUUUGACUGGAUCCCCCGCCUCUUCACCACCACCGUCACCACCACCACGGGCACCACCAUGGCACCGGCCACCACCCGCAGGGCGCCCGUGGCCACCACCCGCAGGGCGCCCGCGGCCCUGGGCGAGCCCGCGGCCACCGUGGCCACCACCCGCAGGGCGCCCGCAGCCACCGUAGCCUCGGGGUGGCACGGCGAGCCCACGGGCACCGUGGCCACCACCCGCAGGGCGCCCGCGGCCCCGGGCGAGCCCGCGGGCACCGCCGGGAGCCCCGGCCGGAGGAAGCCCACCCCGCCGGCCCCUGGCACGGCGCCCGCCCCGCGGCCCUGCGAGUCCCAGCCCUGCCUGCACGGUGGCACCUGCCAGGACGACGGGCACCACUUCACCUGCAGCUGCCCCGCGGGCACGGGAGGGGCCGUGUGCGAGAAAUCCCCCGGCCCGUUCGUGCCGCGCUUCGGGGGCCGCUCGGUGCUGGCGCUGCGGACGCUGCGCGCGUACCACACGCUGCGCGUCGCGCUCGAGUUCCGCGCGCUGGAGCCCGCGGGGCUGCUGCUCUACAACGCGCAGCGCCACGGCAAGGACUUCAUCUCGCUGGCGCUGCUCGGCGGCUUCGUGCAGCUGCGGAGCAGGGAGCCGGUGCCGCUGCACGCCAGGGUCGGCGUCCGGCUGGAGCGCAGCGGCCGCAAGGGCGUCCUGAGGGUCAACGGCGGCGCCGCGGUCACCGGGAGUCCCCGUUCUGGAUCUGAGUGGAAUUUCUCACCCUGGAAAUCCCGUAAGGUGCCUCACAUGGUGCUGAACCUGAAGGAGCCCCUCUACGUGGGGGGAGCCCCCGACUUCUCCAAGCUGGCUCGAGCAGCUGCCAUCUCCAGCGGCUUCGAGGGAGCCGUGCAGAGGGUGAGCCUGGACGGCGUGGCCGUGCUGAAGGAGCAGAACAUCCGCAGCGCCAGGGAGAUCUCCCCGUUCCGGGGGCACCCCUGCACCCAGAAACCCAACCCCUGCCAGCACGGCGGCGCCUGCAGCCCCAGCAUGCGGGGCUACCAGUGCUCCUGCCACAGGGGCUUCUCGGGGGCCCACUGCGAGAAGGCGAUCAUCGAGAAGGGCGGGGACGCCGAGGCCGUGGCCUUCGACGGCCGCACGUACCUGGAGUACCACAACGGCGUCACCAGGAGUGAGAAGGCGCUGCAGUCCAACCACUUUGAGCUGAGCAUCAAGACGGAGGCGACGCAGGGGCUGCUGCUGUGGAGCGGGAAGGGGCUGCAGCGCUCGGAUUACAUCGCCCUGGCCAUCGUGGACGGCUUCGUGCAGCUCAGCUACGACCUGGGCUCCAAGGGCGUCACCCUGCGCUCCAGCGUGCCCGUCAACACCAACCAGUGGGUGCACAUCCGAGCCUCCAGGGUGCAGAGGGAAGGCUCCCUGCAGGUUGGGAACGAGGCCCCCAUCGCCGGCUCCUCUCCUCUCGGGGCCACCCAGCUGGACACGGACGGGGCGCUGUGGCUGGGGGGGCUGGACAAGCUGAGCGUGCCGCAGCGCCUGCCCAAGGCGUUCAGCACGGGCUUCGUGGGCUGCAUGCGGGACGUGCUCGUGGACCGGCGGGAGCUGCACCUGCUGGAGGACGCCCUGAACCGGCCCCGGAUAUUGCACUGCUCGGCCAAAUAGAGCCCAGGGACCUCCCUCCCCCCCCUCCCCCCUGCCUAUUGCUGUAAUUAUUUUCUAUUUUUGUAAACUUAUUGCUUUUUAUAUUUUUGGGGGGGGGGACGGGGAGGGCAGGAAACCCUUUUUGCUUUCGGGUCCUUGGGGCGGCGAGCAGCAGAACGAAGCUCGGCCAAGGCUCCGGGAAGUGGCACCAGAGCUCUCCCGCUGCAGCGUCCAUCUUCUUCAUACUUGAAGCUUCUUUGUUUUGGGGUUGUUCUCCCCCUUUUUGCCCGGUGUUUUUGGGGGGGUUUGUUCCCAAAAACGACCCUGUUUUCCUGUGGGGGAAACGCUGCUGGUGCUGGCGAGGCCUUCACGGAUUCGCGGGGUGGGAAUUCCCACCCUGCUCCGGGCUCCGGCUCUUCCAAACCUUCUCCUGGCCCCGUGUUCACCUGAUUUCCUGCUGCCCCCUGUUCCUCUCACUGUAAUUUAUGUGUGUAAGGAUCUCAAGUGCUUUUCUCCUCCGAGCUCUGCUCAAAUCAGGGAUGCCACGCACUGGAAGGGAGAGAGCCGGGCCCAAGCUUGCCUCGGGACUCUUUGCUGGACUCAGAGCUGCUGGGGAGGCAAAAACGUGGAUUUUUCCAGCGGUUCUCCUCCUCCUCUUCCUCUUGGACACGUGCAGGAGCGGCUGUGAAACCUCAUUCCCACAUUUUGUGUUCAUCCAGACGUGUCCUGACCCCUCCCCGGCCACCGAGCCUUGGCCUCCCUCGUGCUGGGGAUCACUUGGAGCUCCUCUCCAAGAGCUGGGAAUUCUCUCCCUCUCCCAGAAGGAACCAGGAAAUUCCCUUUUCCGCCUCAGAGAUCUCUUGGAUGUGUCCUUCCGUGCCCCACAGCGUUCUCCAGCCUCUGGCAAGGCAGAGCUGCCGCUGGAGCCUCUCCCACGAAGAGAAUUUGGAAUUUUUCACCUUGGACUUGGAGUUUUUGGGUCUUCCAGGCUCCUCUGGAUGCUGCCAGCCCAGCAGGAAGGGCUCCAGCAGGAGCAGGAGCGAGGCCGGGGAGUAUCUGGGGGGAAUUUGAAGCAUUUUCCUCCAGGAAAUGAAAAUUUUGGGGCCGGUUCUGAAGUUCCCGGGGUGUGGCUGCAGCUCUGGACCUCCCGGGACGUGGAGAAGAGCAGGUGGAUCCCAGCUCUGGGAGAAAUCCCCUCUUCCAUUGGGAUUCUUUCUCCAUGGAAGGGUUUCCUGGUGUUUGGUGGCCUCUGGGUCCCUUUCCUAACCCUCAGCUGGAAUUUCUCCGUGGAAAAACAACUUUUGGGAAUUGGUCUGCGGGAUCCCGCCGGGUUCUGGGUGGGAGCUCCUGCCCAAGGUGCCAGAAUUUGGCUUUUUCCCCCCCCCUAAAUUUCUACCCCACCUUGCAGGGCACCCUUUGAAAUGGGGGUUUUGGCACCAACUUUUGAGGCAGGAAAGGUCAAAUUUCUUCUCUCAGGGUGAGCUCUGAACAAAGGUGGAACCAAGAGGGGAAACCUAUGGAAAAACCACUUGGAUCUGCUUUGAUUUCGUUUAUUUGAUUUAAAAAAAAAUAAAAUAAAUAAAUAAAUAUUCCCAACCCGUGA
Molecule: messenger RNA, 6950 nt
Organism: Vidua macroura (Pin-tailed whydah)
Lineage: Eukaryota; Metazoa; Chordata; Aves; Passeriformes; Viduidae
Gene: AGRN
Product: agrin
Biological process (GO): cell differentiation; negative regulation of serine-type peptidase activity; multicellular organism development
Molecular function (GO): serine-type endopeptidase inhibitor activity; calcium ion binding; protein binding
Source: RefSeq, a predicted model, not a curated record